GAGAGGAGAGUGAUUUCACUAAGGAUUUCAUUGGUACGGUAUCUGGGACAAAUAGCGAUGGGUACCCAACAAGACCGUCUGUCACCAGAUCAAACUUAAAAAGGAAAACUGGAGGAAAAGAAAAGUUCCUUUGAUUGCUCCUGUCUAUCUUCUCCAGAAAAAGCAUUACCUUUCUGUUUUCUUGAGUAACGUGAAGGAGAAGAGAGAGAGUGCAGGAUAACCUUGUGACUGUUUCCUAAAAGAUGAACCGACGGUACAGUAGAAGGAGGAUUUCUGACUGACUAACUCUUUGCCCGUUGCUCUCCACUGUCCUGCCCCCCCACCUCUCCAUACACUCCCACUGCUCGGCGGGACAACACACUCAUGGUGGAUGCAAAGGGCCGGAACAUGAAAUGUCUGUCCUUCCUCUUGAUGCUCCCAGAGUCAGUCAAGAGCAAGUCACCGAGCUCGAAGAGCUCCAAAAAGACAGUAAACAGCGGCAGCGCUGCCGGGGGCAGUACCGGGUCCAAGCUGCCUCCAGUGUGUUACGAGAUCAUUACCCUGAAGAACAAGAAGAAAAAGAAGAUGGCAGAUAUUUUCCCUAAGAAGCAAGGUGAAGGGUCGUCCACCACCACGGUGCAGGAGAACCAAAAACAGAACCUGAAUAACAAUACCAUUCAGAACUGUAACUGGCAGGGGCUGUACUCUACUAUACGAGAGAGAAACUCUGUGAUGUUCAACAAUGAGUUGAUGGCCGACGUUCAUUUCGUGGUGGGACAGACGGGAGGGACUCAGAGACUUCCAGGACACAGGUAUGUUCUCGCUGUUGGCAGUUCAGUGUUCCAUGCCAUGUUUUAUGGAGAGCUUGCGGAAAACAAGGAUGAAAUCCGGAUUCCGGACAUGGAGCCUGCUGCAUUCCUGGCAAUGUUGAAGUACAUCUAUUGUGAUGAGAUAGACCUGAGUGCUGACACAGUGCUGGCCACGCUCUACACCGCUAAGAAGUACAUUGUGCCCCACCUGGCCAGAGCCUGUGUUAACUUUCUGGAGACUAGCCUUUCAGCCAAGAACGCCUGCGUCCUGCUGUCACAGAGCUGUUUGUUUGAGGAGCCUAAGUUGACACAGCGAUGCUGGGAGGUGAUUGAUGCCCAGGCAGAGCUGGCCCUGCGGUCUGAGGGUUUCACUGACAUCGACUCCCAGACACUAGAGAGUAUCCUCCAGAGAGAGACCCUCAACGCCAAAGAGGAGGUGGUGUUUGAGGCAGCUCUGAGCUGGGCCGAGGCAGAGUGUCAGAGACAGGACCUCACCACCUCCAUCGACAACAAACGCAAGGUGCUGGGCAAGGCCGUAUUCCUCAUUCGCAUCCCCACCAUGACAUUGGAUGACUUUGCCAACGGUGCCGCUCAAUCAGGCGUCCUGACCCUGAACGAAACCAACGACAUCUUCCUGUGGUACACCGCAGCCAAGAAACCGGACCUCCUGUUCGCCAGCCAACCACGGAAGGGCCUGUCUCCUCAGCAAUGCCACCGUUUCCAGUCCUGUGCCUACCGGAGCAACCAGUGGCGCUACCGGGGACGCUGCGACAGCAUUCAGUUCACAGUGGACCAACGCAUCUUCAUCGCUGGGUUCGGCCUCUAUGGCUCCAGCUGCGGAUCGGCGGAGUACUCGGCUAAGAUUGAGCUCAAACGCCAGGGCCUUCUUCUCGGGCAGAACCUGAGUAAAUACUUCUCUGAUGGUUCUAGCAACACGUUCCCCGUGUGGUUUGAGUACCCUGUGCAGAUAGAACCGGAUAUGUUCUACACGGCCAGCGUGGUACUGGAUGGGAGCGAGUUGAGUUACUUUGGACAGGAAGGCAUGACGGAGGUGCAGUCUGGGAAGGUGACGUUUCAGUUCCAGUGUUCGUCAGACAGUACCAACGGAACCGGAGUCCAAGGGGGACAGAUACCUGAACUCAUCUUCUACACAUAAAUUAACCUAAUGCCUAAUGUGUACCUUCUGCGACCAUCCACAAGUCUGGUUCCGCGUCCACUCACCUCCUUGGAAAAGUAUCCCAUGAACAUGUGCGGACGGGAGCGGAACGUUCAAUAUUGCAACAUUUUGUUUGAUUGGCCUUAGUGCACAGUGCGGAAGAGGAAGGUAUGAGUUAUGGACCAUACCAUUAGUUUGGUAGUAAAAUGACCUAGUGACCUCAUGGGUGGAAUGUAAUGAAUAUUUUGAAAUAUUCAUAUUUUUUUUAUUCAAAAUAUUCAUUAUUUUUUUUAUUUUGAAUAUUCUGAAAAUCCAGUGUUUGUAUGUCAAGUGGUGUUGUGAUAUUUCAGUCUUCUGUGAUGUGUAUCAAUUGUAAUAUUGGGAUGCAAACUCAAAAUGUAAUACAUUUCAACUCGAUGUCUGACAUGAUACAGGUGUCUUUUUUUCAGCCCAUAACUAUGUGUGUGAGGUGUAUACCUUCGUAGAUGUGUUUACUGCUACCAAUAAAUACUCUGUGUGACCCUGUUUUAGCCCACCGUACUAAAACGUUUUAAGGACUAUGGUUGGAUGGUCAAAAUGUGUCCAUGGUGUCUGAGAAUGGAUUUAGUUUCUAGGUGAUAAUUUAUUUGCAGGUGCUGGAAGUCUUUAGGAUAGUGGAUUUGGAUUUCUCUCUUUCUGUGCGUGCGAAACAACAGAUAUCUAAUUUGGGAAUUUGAAAACACGUAAUUGAGGAUUCUGUUUUGGUGCUGUUAGAUGCUCUCCAACUCUGUGCCAUGAGUUCUUAAUCUUAAAAAAUAGUCUCUAACAUCUCAUCAGAGCAUAAACUGAAGAGGGUCACCGGAUUCAAUAUCAUGACAUGUUUCUAAUGUAUGUACAGAGAGAGCCCCAUUUAUUAAAUGUUCAGCUAAAUGACAAACCCAAAUCUAACUGCCUGUAGCUCAAGCCCUGAAGCAAGGAAAUUUGUAUACUUGGUACCAUUUGAAAGGAAACACUUUGAAGUUUAUGAAUUGAAUGUAGGAGAAUAAUGUGAAUUGAAUGUAGGAGAAUAUAACACAAUAGAUCUGGGUGAAGAAAAUACAAAGAAAAAACCAACCACCUUCUUUGAAAUGCAGCAGAACAGCUAUCACUCUGGUUGUAAUUCCAAUGGUGUCCACAAGAUGGCAGCCAUGUGUGUGCAAAGUUUCAGACGAAUAACUUGAAGUAUGAGCGAACUACAUGACAUUAAGCGUGAAUUCACCCAGGUACAUUUGGGCAAAUUGUGAAGCAGACAUUUGCAUUCAUAUUACAUUUUUCUAUAAGAAUAUAUCGUCAAAUCUGUCUACUUGGACUUUGAUUGAGCUUUUCCAGCCAUAUUAUAAGUUCAGCAUUUGCAAAACAACCAGUUUUCAUAACUUCAUAACUCUGAAUAUCCUUAUAAU
Oncorhynchus tshawytscha (Chinook salmon) is the source of this 3362-nucleotide messenger RNA. Its product is annotated as BTB/POZ domain-containing protein 3. Gene Ontology annotation, biological process: neurogenesis; dendrite morphogenesis; cerebral cortex development. Gene Ontology annotation, cellular component: cytosol. Gene Ontology annotation, molecular function: protein binding. Lineage: Eukaryota; Metazoa; Chordata; Actinopteri; Salmoniformes; Salmonidae. The transcript is spliced from 6 exons. The coding region runs from base 364 to 1944 and encodes 526 amino acids. The record is from RefSeq and is a predicted model, not a curated record.